Eruca vesicaria subsp. sativa (arugula) is the source of this 1707-nucleotide messenger RNA. Lineage: Eukaryota; Viridiplantae; Streptophyta; Magnoliopsida; Brassicales; Brassicaceae. The record is from the annotation of a GenBank genome assembly.
AUGACGGAGGUCGAAGAAGUUCCCGCCGAAACCACCGGAGACUACAUGAUCAAACCCCAGAGUUUCACUCCCGCCAUCGACACAUCUCAGUGGCCCCUCCUCCUAAAGAACUACGACCUCCUCAACGUCCGUACCGGUCACUACACUCCCAUCUCCUCCGGCCACUCCCCUCUCAAGCGUCCUCUUUUGGACUACAUCCGUUACGGUGUCAUCAACCUCGACAAACCCUCCAACCCUUCUUCCCACGAGGUCGUUGCUUGGAUCAAACGCAUCCUCCGCGUCGACAAGACAGGACACAGUGGGACUCUUGACCCUAAAGUCACGGGAAACCUCAUUGUCUGUAUAGACAGAGCCACACGGCUUGUGAAGUCGCAGCAAGGUGCGGGUAAAGAGUACGUCUGUGUUGCUCGUCUUCACUCUGCUGUUCCUGAUGUGGCUAAGGUGGCGAGAGCUCUUGAGUCGCUCACUGGAGCUGUGUUUCAGAGGCCGCCUUUGAUCUCUGCUGUGAAGAGACAGCUGAGGAUUAGGACGGUUUAUCAGAGUAAGUUGCUUGAGUAUGACGCGGAUAGGCAUUUGGUUGUGUUUUGGGUUUCUUGUGAGGCGGGGACUUAUAUUAGGACCAUGUGUGUUCAUUUGGGUUUGCUUCUUGGUGUUGGUGGGCAUAUGCAAGAGCUUAGGAGAGUUAGGUCUGGGAUUUUGGGUGAGAAUGAUAACAUGGUUACUAUGCAUGAUGUUAUGGAUGCUCAAUGGAUGUACGAUAAUUACAAGGAUGAGAGUUAUCUUAGGAGGGUGAUUAUGCCUCUUGAGGUGAUUUUGACGAGCUACAAGAGGCUUGUUGUGAAGGAUUCUGCUGUUAACGCGAUUUGUUAUGGUGCUAAGUUGAUGAUUCCGGGGCUGUUGAGGUUUGAGAAUGAUAUUGAUGUUGGCACUGAGGUUGUUCUGAUGACGACUAAAGGUGAGGCGAUUGCUGUGGGGAUUGCGGAGAUGACUACGUCUGUGAUGGCUACGUGUGACCAUGGUGUGGUGGCUAAGAUCAAGCGUGUGGUGAUGGAUAGAGAUACUUACCCGAGGAAGUGGGGAUUGGGACCUAGAGCUUCGAUGAAGAAGAAGCUUAUUGCUGAUGGUAAGUUGGAUAAGCAUGGGAAGCCUAAUGAGAAAACGCCUGUAGAGUGGAGCAGGAACGUGGUGGUUUUACCAACUGGUGGAGAUGCUUUGAUUGCUGGUGCUGCGGCCGCUCCGGAGGGGAAGGUUGAGGCUGAGAGUGGAGAAGUGCGCAAGCGUAAGCAUGAUGAUAGCAGUGACAGCCCUGCCCCUGUGUCAACCAAGAAAGCUAAAACAAAAGAUGUGGAAGGAGGAGAGGUUGAAGAGAAGGUGAAGUCAAAGAAGAAGAAGGACAAGGCAGAGGGGAAAGAAGAGGAAGCUGUGUCUGAGAAAAAGGAAAAGAAGAAAAAGAAGGACAAGGAGGAGGAUAAAGAACAGUUGGCAACACCAAAGUCAGAGAAGAAGAAGAAAAAGAAGAGCAAGGAGACAGAUGAAGCUGCUGCGGUUAAUGGCGAAGAUGAAUCACCAGCAGAGAAGAGUGAGAAGAAGAAGAAAAAGAAGAGCAAGGAGACAGAUGAAGCUGCUGCUGAUGAAUCAGCAGAGAAGAGUGAGAAGAAGAAAAAGAAGGAGAAGAAGAAGAAAAGCAAAGACAGUGAUGACGAAUAA